AAUGAGAUUCCCCCUCCUCUCUCUUGCGUAAACAAAGCACUCAUAGCCUGACAGCCAUGAUCCUGAUGCACAGAGCGUUGAAUAUUGUGUUUCCUCUUGCAAUGCUCAUUUUACUCCUGAUAAUUCUACCACCUUAUCUUGUGUUCAAGUUGCUGAGCUACAUUAAAAGAUCCAUAUUCAGUGAAAAUGUGGCCGGAAAAGUUGUUCUCAUCACUGGAGCAUCUUCCGGCAUUGGUGAGGAUCUUGCUUACGAAUAUGCUGUAAGAGGAGCUAGAUUGGCCCUUGUUGCAAGAAGAGAAGACCGUCUUAGAGCAGUAGCUGAUAAAGCCCGUAAUCUGGGUUCGCCAAAUGUUUUUCAUGUCCGUGCGGACGUUUCUAAGGUUGAAGACUGCAAACGAAUCAUUGAUGAGACGUUGAACCACUUUGGCCACCUUGAUCAUUUGGUUAAUAACGCUGGGAUUUCUCAAGCUGAGUAUUUCGAAGAUUGCACUGAAGUCUCUGAUUUGACUCAUAUUAUGGAUGUAAAUUUCUGGGGCUCAGCAUUUUGCUCGCGUUUUGCCAUUCCACAUCUAAAGAGAAGCAAAGGGAAAAUUGUUGUGAUAUCAUCGGUAGCUCCUUGGUCACGAACACCAAAAUUAAGCGUCUACAAUGCAAGUAAGGCGGCUUUAAUAAGCUUUUAUGACACCUUGAGGGUUGAGAUCGGUUCCCAUAUUGGUAUAACAAUCGUGAUGCCUGGGUUGAUCGAUACAGAAAUGACCUCACCUUCUUCACUAGCCAAGUAUUCUCUCAAGUUUUGUCCACCAAAUGAGUCGGCAAAUCAAUGUGCACAGGCAAUUGUGAAGAGCACCUGCCGUGGCGACAGAUACUUGACUGAGCCAUCUUGGUGGAACGCUUUGUUUAUCGUCAAAUCGUUAUGUCCAGAAGCAUUGGAUUUGCUUUUGUGCUGGAAUUUUAUGGUUAAUGGAGCACAAAAGGAAAGACGAAUGUAAGCAGCUGGUAUUAUUUUCCAAGAUGAACCACGAAACAUCAAAUUAUUAUCCCAAGCUUCUAUUUUAAUCACUACGAGCUUAUCUGUGGGCUAAAUAUCUAAGAAAGCCAAGUUAUUUUUAUGUUUUUCGGUCUUUAUCUACUGAAGUAUGAAGAGAAGAUUUUACCUCUACUUA
This is a messenger RNA of Populus euphratica (Euphrates poplar), 1163 nucleotides long. Its product is annotated as 11-beta-hydroxysteroid dehydrogenase-like 4A. NCBI's taxonomy places the organism in Eukaryota, Viridiplantae, Streptophyta, Magnoliopsida, Malpighiales, Salicaceae. Gene Ontology annotation, molecular function: oxidoreductase activity. The record is from RefSeq and is a predicted model, not a curated record. Bases 57 to 989 code for a protein of 310 amino acids. The transcript has 6 exons. Gene Ontology annotation, cellular component: cytosol.